Ostrinia nubilalis (European corn borer) is the source of this 3163-nucleotide messenger RNA. Its product is annotated as arrestin homolog. Gene Ontology annotation, biological process: G protein-coupled receptor internalization; signal transduction. The coding region runs from base 254 to 1777 and encodes 507 amino acids. The transcript is spliced from 11 exons. Lineage: Eukaryota; Metazoa; Arthropoda; Insecta; Lepidoptera; Crambidae. Gene Ontology annotation, cellular component: cytoplasm. The record is from RefSeq and is a predicted model, not a curated record. Gene Ontology annotation, molecular function: G protein-coupled receptor binding.
CACCGUGCGAUCGUCUGCGCUCGGUCUUAGCGCGCGAGUUCGAAUUUUUGAAAUCGGAACGCAAAUCCUUUGAAAAUAAAAAAAGUUUAUUAUCUGUGACAGUUUUGGCGGGAGUUUUUUUUCUGUGGAUUUUUUUUAUGAUGACGUGUGAUGUUUGUUUUUAAAUUGAUUUUGGAAUAACGUUUUGUGUGCACUGUGCAGUGAAUUUGCAGUUUAAUUUUUAAUUCGGAGAAAGGAGGUCAGGAGGAGCGCGAUGACGACGGACAGUGCGCUCAAUUCUCAACGGGUGUUCAAAAAAUCGUCGCCAAACAACAAGUUAACCCUCUACCUGGCGUCCAGAGACCUGAUAGUGGAGAACGGAGCCAUAGACAAAAUACAGGGUGUGCUGCACGUAGACCCCGAAGACCUGGUGAACAAGAAGCUCUAUGGACAAGUUACUUUGACAUUCAGGUAUGGCAGAGAAGAUGAAGAAGUCAUGGGCCUCAAGUUCUGCAACGAAGCCAUCAUGAGCCUGGCACAGAUAUGGCCUGUACACUGCAACCACGAAAGGGAACCCAACACACCCUUACAGGAUGCUCUAAUAAAGAGGUUAGGAGCCAACACAUUCCCGUUCCAUCUGGAGCUCACACCACUGGCGCCUCCCAGCGUGCAGCUGGUGCCAGCCAAGCAAUACCACGGCGCGCCCAUCGGGACGUCUUACGAUGUUCGGGCUUUCAUUGCAGAAAGAGCAGAUGAGAAGGUGUCUCGGCGUAACACAGUCAGGAUGGGCAUCCGGGUCCUGCAGGGCCCAGGUCGGCCGGCGGCGACGCUCCCUCUGACGCAUUCGCCACACCACACGCUAAGUGCGCUGGCGCACCACAACGUUCUCAGGCUCAAAAACAAAUCGAAAUUGGAAACUGAUGAGAAUUGUCGAACGAAAAGCGCUGAAAUUGAAAACGUCGAGCCGGCGCCUCCGAGGGCAGCAGUGGAAAAGCCCUUUCUGCUCUCCGAUGGAAGGGUGGAGUUGGAAGCGUGGCUGGACAAGGCGACGUACUCGCACGGGGAAUCGAUCGGCGUUAGCGUGGUGGUGGCCAACAACUCGUCCAAAACGGUGCGGCGCAUUAAGACACUAGUGGUCCAACACGUGGACGUGUGCAUGUUCUCCAACGGCAAGUUCAAGAAUGUGGUGGCGGUGGUCAAGUGCGGGGGAACCCCCGUGCUGCCUGGCCAGACCCUCACCGAUACUUACACACUCACGCCGCAUAGAGGAGUGACUAAAAACUGGAUUGCCUUAGAAGACUCCUACUCAAAAUCUGGCGCGAGUCUAGCUUCCACUGUUGUCUGCAACAACAGUCCCGAAGACCGCAACGUGUUCGCGAUCUACGUGUCUUACUACGUCAAAGUCAAACUGACACUCAGUGCUAUGGGCGGCGAAGUGUCUCUCAAACUGCCCUUCACGCUCACUCACUCCUGCAUCAACGAAGCGCCUACUGACAGCGUCAUCGAAGAGUCAACCCCAAAGAUGAUUUUAGAAGGAAAAGAAAACAGCGAAGAGGAAGACAGCAAAGGAGAGACAGAAAAAGACAAGCAAAACAACAACGGCGACAAAGAAACAGCAUUCGGUGACGAUGCAGAAGUCAAAUCGCCCGAAGACCAUAGAUGCGUGGCUGAUGUUCUGGUCAAUAUAGAAAACAAGAUGGAAAGGCCCAAAAAAUUCGAAGGCACCGAAGUGCGAGCCGCCAAGCCCAGUGAAGCUGAAUUGGACCUUAUCGUGAAGUAUCAAGGUUCAGAUACGUGAUCCGACGAGGAAGGGAACGUGGGAGAUGGCGGCCAAAAGACUGAUGUACCAAAGACGCCAGUUGUAGAGAUAGAUAAAACUGUGGUCCAAAGCCCCAAGAUUGGUUUUGCUGAGAAUUUAAAGAGAGCUGUUUGUUGUAUAGACAGAAGACGGCAGUCGUAGUUUUGUAUGAAACGUAAGUAGAUAUUUUAAAUAUUUAACAGUUUUGUAAUAAGCACGACGUAGGUAGAAUACGUUUUAUAGAUUUUUAUCACUAUUUUCACCAAGCAAUACCAGUAUUUAUUUAUAUUCCAAAUGCCCGAGGCUUUCGUACAGGUCCAAAUAAUAAAUAAAUCCAACUACAAAAUUCAGAUAUUUUUGAUAAUAUUACUGUAAUUCAAAUAACCUAAAUAAACAGUAGCUGCAAUAAAAAAUCUAGAUCAAAAACUAGCCACUCCAUUUAUUUUCAAUGUUUGAUCAAAUCACACUGAAUACAGUAAGCUUCUAUAUGAAUUAUGUGAGUUAGUAAACGAAGUCGAAGUCAGUAAUAGUUGCAUGAAAUUUUGAAACAAACUAGAAUAACAUUACUGUAAAAAUAUAUUUUCUUUCGUUUGUGAUUUUUAGGUCUUACUAGAAUCAUACUGGAUAUUGUUUUCAUACUAAACAAAAAGAUUCUCCGCGAGAAAAACACAAGUGGCUCUCGGCGCAUAAUGAGAAACCUUCAGUUUGUUUGAGGUUCAGGUUUGAAAAAAAAUUUUCAGUUAUUUUCUGCAAUGCUAAUGCUAUUAUUCAUUCAAAAUACUAACUUAUUAUUGUGAAAUGAAAUUAAAUGAUCUGUUAUUUUAACGAUGCUAAAAUUUUCAGUCUUAAUUUUUUUACAUUGGAAUAUUUUUGCCGCAAUGAAAUAAUAUGAUAAAUAUUACUUCGCCGUCAACCUGGCUACAAAAUCAGUGGUUACUACGAGUAUGUUACUGGUUCAAAUCUUGGAAGAGUCAAAAUUCGUAAAGUAUUAAAUAUUAACAGCAAUUUUAUAUAUGUGAAUGAUAAAUUGAUAACAUAUUAGACAAAAAAGAUUUUAUAUUAUAGUUAAAAUUAGCAAUCGUGAUAUGAAUUAUUGACGGUUCAGGUAUGUAAAGAAGUAUAAAUUUGGUAAAUUAUCUAGCGUUUUUAUCAAUAUCUUUGUACAUAAAUAUAAUUAUGUAAUUUAGUCAAUACAAAAUUGUCUGAAGAACGAAUUGCGACUAGUCAAGUAGUGUAAGUGAUUGCCACGUGUAAAAUUACUUUUGCAUUUACUAAGCAAUUGUAUUUGAUGAUACAAUUAGGCGAGUUUGGCAGUUGACACCAACAAUUUUAAAAACGAAUCAUUACCUUAUUCCAACUCCAAUACUUAUCAAUUAACAGAGGGCU